AUGACUGAAACGAAGAGUGGUAAAGCGGUCGCGCCGGCGGCGCAAGAUAGCGUUGCCGGCACUUUGGCGGUGUGCAGAAGCUCAGGUGAGGAGUUCCGAGUACCAAAGACUCAUGAUAUGCUGAGGUCGCUUUUUGACCCUCGGCUCCGCAAGUCAUUUCUAGAGCUUUGCAUAACUCUCUCUCUUGUAGCCAACUGUGCUUUCUGCUAUUGGAGUUGGCGCGUUAUGGGUGGCGAGUGGGCAAUGCGCAUGUAUCUGGCGCAGUACCUCGCAUGGCGGUUGACCUAUAACCUCGGUAUUGGCCUGAUAUUGCACUACCAGUCGCACUACGAAUUUCUGACCGAAUUCGCCAAGAGGAACGGGCUGUUUGCCAGUGGAGCCGCUUCGAAGUCGUGGCUGGCAUCGUUCUGCCAGUUCGAAAUAGCUUCCAAGAUGCCAAGGGAAUACGACAUGGCGCAGUACCCCACGGAGUUUAAUGUGUGGUUGUUAUUCAGACAGUUUGUGGACCUAGUUUUGAUGCAGGACUUCACCACCUAUGUGCUAUAUGUACUGCUUUCGUUUUCGAAGAGCCAGGUUACAUGGAGUUUGCUACAGCAUCUCAAUUGGACGAGCUGCCGGGUUUAUGUAGGUACGCUGAUGCUAUUAUUGAACGUAUGGGUUAAAAUGGACGCGCAUAGAGUGGUUAAAGAUUACGCGUGGUACUGGGGGGACUUUUUCUUCCUUCUGAAGGACUCUAACCUGAUAUUUGAUGGUGUUUUCAACAUCUCCCCUCAUCCUAUGUAUUCCAUUGGCUACAUGGGUUACUAUGGCGUUAGCUUAAUCACGGGAGACUACCGCGUUCUUCUCGUUUCGAUUCUUGGCCACUUUCUACAGUUCCUUUUCUUGAAGUACGUGGAAACUCCGCACAUUGAACGCAUUUAUGGACCCGACCAACCUAGCAGUAUUGAAAGAGUGGACGACCAAAUAAUAAAAAAUAAUAGAAACUACACCAGACCGCUGAUGAUGACAUACUUCUGGUUCAAGAAUUUUGAUCCUCUAAGACCAACUGACUAUUUCACUGUUGGAACAGCGGCCGCCUCCAUAUCAGCUAUAUUGCUUAACCCAAAAAAGGAAACGGUAUUUGCUAUCACACUGUUCGUCAAACUCGUUACCUCGAUGGUAAACUUCUUUAUUUUGCGUCGGCAAUCUACGGAUAAAUGGUUUACGAAACUCUUUCUGCGUAACGGCUAUACACAGCUGUACAGUUAUCAAAUGUGGCAGUUUAUUUACAACUUUAACCUAAUGCUUUCUUAUGUGACAUUGGCACUACAGACAUGGAUCCAAUUUCAGGCCUUAUCACAGCAUGACUACACAAAUGUUAUUUUCGGUUUCAUUCUGGUUGCCUUACAUAUCUGGGCUGACGGUGAGAUACUAAACGCACUUACGGAGUUUGGAUGGUUUUAUGGUGACUUUUUCCUAACAAAUUAUAUACAACGACCAAAGCUUGCGUCGCAUGGGAUAUACCGUUACCUAAAGAAUCCAGAAUGUGUUCUGGGUGUUGCUGGGGCAUGGGGAACUGUGUUAAUCACAGAUUUCAGCGUUGAGAAUAUCAUAUUGGCGACGAUUUGGACUUUAAGCAAUCAUAUAAUGGUAACAUUCGUCGAAUCUCCCCAUGUCGCCAAGGUUUAUGGUAAUGAGAUGCUAGCUAGACAAAGUGGCGUAGGUAAGACCUUGCUAGGUUUUACACCCAUCAAGCAUUUUUCCGAUUGGCUCGAUAAGUUUUCCGGAUCAUUGAUAGAUAUGCUUAACGUCAGCACUGAGGGCAGGGAUCAGCUGGAAGACGUUAUUGCCGCCGCCUUGCAGGCGACUACCAGAAAACUGUCUCCAGAUUCAGAGUUUGAAAUCAACCGUGACUCCGAGAAUAACUCGGACGGCGAUUUUUCCUUCACCAUCGGAGAUUCCAUCGAGAUUUCCUGGAAGUUGCCUAGGGAGCUUUACCACGAUGAAGACUGGAUUGGGCUUUACAGGGUUUUGGAGACCGGAGAAGAUAGAUACAGAACCUUGGUUUCAUCUCGGGAUCACUGGUGUGCAACAAAUACUAUGGGUUAUCCAAAGAGUGUAAAGGCAAUUGGCGCUGUUAAGGAGUUCACAAAAGGGGACACAUGUGUUCAAGGCAGAGUUGUAUUUGACCAUAAUUUACUGUAUUUUGAAAAGGGUGUUUAUGAGUUCAGAUACCACAGUACUAGUGGCCACAAAGUGCUAAUGAUUUCGCCCCCAUUCAAAAUUACUGUUCCUCAGUUGGACUUGGACACACCGGAAGCGCUGUACCAGUCCACGGUCAAGUUAUUGGAAAAAUGCCACUGCCUAAACGAAAACGGCCGCUUCGAGCACUCAAAAAACAAGUAUCUGUCGGAGCGGACAUUGCAGAAGCUAUUUAGAAACUCCACAGGGGCAGACAUCUCCAGCGACUACAUGAAGAGAGUAAACUACGAAAUCAGAGAAAUAACAGAGCGAAUUUACGAAAUGAAGAAAAUUCUGGAUUCGUUGCGCUAA
Messenger RNA from Eremothecium gossypii ATCC 10895, 2532 nucleotides. RefSeq names its product phosphatidylethanolamine N-methyltransferase (gene CHO2). Gene Ontology annotation, molecular function: phosphatidylethanolamine N-methyltransferase activity. NCBI's taxonomy places the organism in Eukaryota, Fungi, Ascomycota, Saccharomycetes, Saccharomycetales, Saccharomycetaceae. The record is from RefSeq and is marked provisional. The coding region runs from base 1 to 2532 and encodes 843 amino acids. The transcript has a single exon. Gene Ontology annotation, biological process: phosphatidylcholine biosynthetic process.